Leucoraja erinaceus (little skate) is the source of this 3990-nucleotide messenger RNA. It is a transcript of the gene trib2, whose product is annotated as tribbles pseudokinase 2. Gene Ontology annotation, cellular component: nucleus. The record is from RefSeq and is a predicted model, not a curated record. The transcript has 3 exons. Gene Ontology annotation, biological process: regulation of MAP kinase activity; protein phosphorylation; positive regulation of proteasomal ubiquitin-dependent protein catabolic process. NCBI's taxonomy places the organism in Eukaryota, Metazoa, Chordata, Chondrichthyes, Rajiformes, Rajidae. The coding region runs from base 293 to 1333 and encodes 346 amino acids. Gene Ontology annotation, molecular function: mitogen-activated protein kinase kinase binding; protein kinase activity; ATP binding.
UGACACAUCCCAACGCUCUAUGCAACAGACAAAAACUCUAGCAAUAAAAACAGAGUCUACAUUGUUACUCCAAAUGGUGCUUAUCUUGAAAUAAAGAAACGUCCUUUUACUCCUGCUGGGUUUUUCUUUAAUUUUGAAAGGAAACCCACAACUGGAUCUACAAGCCUAGACCAAAGUACGAAAAACGAGAGGGAAACGCUCUCACAGUAGGUUUGAGUAAAAUCAUUCCUAAAUUCCUGUCUGGACGUUUGCCAGUGCACCUAUUUUUGAGAGGACUUCUAUUUGCAGCUCCAUGAGCAUACAGAGAUCCAGUCCAAUCAGCAUUGUAAGGUAUGGAAGAUCGAGGCAUAAGACUCAUCACGAAUAUGAAGAAUUAUCUUGUGUAAGGACUAGUGACUGCAGCCAGAGUUUCAGCCCGAACCUAGGCUCUCCCAGCCCACCUGAAACCCCUAACUCGUCUCAUUGCAUUUCUCAAAUCGGACAGUAUCUAUUGUUGGAACCAUUAGAGGGUGACCACGUUCUUGGGGCUGUGCAUUUGCAUAGCGGCGAGGAGCUCAUUUGUAAGGUAUUCGAUAUUGGUCGAUAUCAAGAAACAUUAGCAGCCUAUUUUUGUUUGUCUGCUCAUGAAAGCAUCAAUCAGAUAACUGAAAUUCUGCUAGGGGAACAACGAUCAUACGUUUUCUUUGAAAAGAGCCAUGGGGAUAUGCACUCAUUUGUUCGCACUUGCAAGAGGCUCAAAGAAAAUGAAGCAGCAAGAUUAUUCUACCAGAUAACGUCUGCUGUAGCGCACUGCCACGAUAAUGGCGUGGUGCUGCGAGAUCUCAAAUUAAGGAAAUUUGUAUUUAAAGACGAAGAACGGACACAAGUAAAAUUGGAAAGCCUGGAGGAUGCUUAUAUCUUGAACGGUGAAGAUGACGCUCUUUCAGACAAGCACGGAUGUCCGGCAUAUGUGAGCCCUGAGAUUCUUAACACCAACGGCAGCUACUCUGGUAAGGCAGCUGACGUUUGGAGUCUAGGCGUGAUGCUGUACACCAUGCUUGUUGGACGGUAUCCCUUCCAUGAUGUCGAGCCAGGUUCCCUCUUUAGCAAAAUUCGUCGUGGCCAAUUUAACAUUCCAGAAACGCUUACCCCACGGGCAAAAUGCCUUAUCCGUAGCAUCUUACGUCGUGAGCCUUUGGAACGGCUAACGUCCCGGGAAAUCUUGGACCACCCGUGGUUUGCCUCUGAUUUUGCAACUUCUAGUUCCGGAUAUGGUGCUAAUGAGAAAGAAGUGGUUGAUCAGCUGGUACCUGACAUGAAUAUGGACGUUGAGUUGGACCCAUUUUUCAAUUGAGUGCAUCGAUAGGUUGGAUGUCAUCGAGAAGAUACAACACCUGGUACUCAUCACCUGAAGGAAUGCUUCCUGAAUUACAUAAUGGUACCAUGAAUCAACAUAGCUUGGUAGCAAACGUGGUGCAGACGUACUGUGACUUAAAAUGACUAUCAAAGUGGGACUUUAAAGAUUUACAUGUAGCACAACUAAUUAGGGGGUUCUGCUGUUAGAUUGAUUUUUAUUUUGGAGGAAAUGGCAGUGUAAAAUGUUGCAGCUUCUCAUCUCAUGGAGCCAAGGAGAGCGCUGAAUACUGCAGUGUAGGUAGUGGUGCAGUUCCUCACUCCAUUUUAUAAAGGUUGCAAAUCACAAUAAAUAGAAACUUAAUUAGCCUCGACGCAAUGUAAUACAUUGGCAUCGCACUGUUAGAUUAUUUUCCUUCUCAUUAUUCAGGGAAUGUACAAUUCUCCUACAAGAGUCUCCUUAAUUGUUUCUGAUGUUUUAACAUUUUACUCAAUGUGAUUUGUAACAAGAAAAAUUAGGUGCACAUGAACCAACACGCAAUGCGGGUGCUAAAAGGACAAGUUCUGCUUGUGUUUAAUGUAGCUAUUUUCAUUAUCUUCUGUAUUUUUUUUUCCUAAAUAAACUAAAUAUUCUUGUCAGAAAAUGAGCGCCAUGCUCUGUUCCCUUGGAGGGAAUAACUUAUCUGUUGUGUACAAUACAUUGCAGUUUGGCAGGAGCUAUUCAAAUGAAAUGUCAUCCAUGUGACUUCACUGGUAGUGAAGUCCUUAUGGCAAAUAUUCAGGGUUUGUUGUACUAGUACAAAGUAGUCUCCUACCUUUUUUCAGGUUAGUGUAUUUAUUUUUAAUGUUUGUUCAGCCCCUUUUUUGCCCAUCCCCUCCUUACACACACACACACAAAACAGUAUUAAUAUUUAGUUUUUCAUUUUAUCUCCUCAGUGAAUUUUCUCUUCGUUCAAUCAUUCUGGGUAAUAAUGUCAUGACCUGUGCAGAGGUAUAGACGUGAAGUUAAGCUAUACUAGUCUUUUUCUUUUUUUUUAAUUCUUGCCCUUUAAGAUCAAUCGAACUUCAUGGUAAUACUAUUUUCCUUAAAGUGAGUGCACACUCGGUGCUUAGUAAAAUUGUCACAAAAUGACAUGUAAUUGUUAGCAUUAUUGCAUCUUAUUUUGGGAUUGACAAAAGAGCAAACCCUUAAACUUCACACAUUUCUUUCAAGUUGGUGGGCAGGGCAACUGCAAAAAGAGUAAACAUUUACUUUGUCCACAGAAAUAAUUUGCUGGUCCUGUCCUGCAGCAAACAUUGGAUAUCUGACAUGAAACCAGGACUAAGAAUAGCUAUGUGUGUAUCUUAGCACACAUAAUUGAAUUAUAUCACAAUACAGAUGUUUUGCUGCUUGCACAAGUGAAUGGGAGGAUGUGGUUACCAGCUGAGUGCUCUGUACCAAGGCAUGAUUCUGUGCGGUUUAAUGAAUCUUGAAACUCCCUCUUGGAUUGGAUAUCUGGUCUUUUCUGGCAAUUCCAGCUCUUUGUUUUCAAAAACAAAAUUGAAUUAACUGAGUUACAUCUUAAAUAUUAAUUUAUUAAAUUUGUUUGUCAGAAUUUUCUGUUAGUUCAAUAUUGGGCUUCCAUAAUUUUUGAUAAUAUAUUUGGUGUCUGGGACAGACUGACCACGAAUAUCUUCCAUUGUUAAAGAGUCCAUCUGUAAAGUAAUCUUCUCGCAUUAAGUCCAGCAUCAUACUGUAAAAGCACCAGAUAUUCAUGACUGUUUUUAAUAUUUAUCAUGAAGGCAUUGUGUGCCUAGAUUAAAUUUUGUAAAGAUGUUGGAAUAUGGUACUUUGACAAUUUGGUAACUUUUAGUCUUACUACCCAUGGUCAAACUAUUGUGAAAAUAAAAUGUGACCACUUACAAAGCAUUAUAUUCAAUACAAGCACAUUCAUGGGCCUAUAAAGAUAAACUAAUGGGUUCAAAUUAAUCCAUGCCUACUUAAUGUAUUGCAAACCCUGAAUAGGUUGUAGGUUUUUUUUUAUUUUUAGUUUGUCAGAUUACUUUCCUUCUGCUUUCGAAUUGCUCAAUAUUAGGAAUCUUUUACCUUGCAUUCUUUCCUCUCCCCCCCCCCCCCCAGCACCCCGAGCCCACCCUCCAACCCCCGUGUUGUCUCCAGUUUGAUUACUGCCUGUACCAGUUCUGUGAAAUGGUCAUGUUCUUGCGUAGGUAUGCGUGGACUCUGUAGUACGUAUCUGUUAACUUGAAUUUGUGCUUUUAUAGUAUGUUGCAUGUACGUACAGCUACUUGACCUAUUUGGCUUAUGGAUGCUUUUGCCUGCAUUACAGGAGAGCUUGUAUAUGCCAAUUAAAAACACAGAAGAGAAUGAUUAAAUAAAGUUCUCCUGGAAAGGGUGGGGGGGGGGGGGGGGGGGGGGACUGCAGCUGAUCUGCCAAGAGUUAAUUUUUUUUAAAUCACAAGAAAAUGGGAGUGAAUUCGUAUUUGCUCUAUGGAUGGUGCUAUGCUGAGAAGGACUACUUUGUUUUAAAUUCAAGUGGAAGGGGAACAGAGGAGACUGCAUGGUGGGUUUUACUGCCUCUGGUGUUUUGAUUGUAUUGUAUUUGGUUUGAUGUUUUGUCCUAAUCUUUUCCUUCAGUAAAUAAAUCGUGAAUUGCACAA